AUGUUAAUCAGCGCCUUGAGCCUUACUCCUGCCACCGCUUCUCCAGCAGAACCAAUGGUGGUGGAUGGAAGCUAUUUUGGCUUCUUCUUUGCGGUGAUCGUCACCAUUUUGUGCAUCACACUGGGAUACAUAGCUUUGCUCAGGAAAGAACUUCGAGAGCUGCGCGGAGAGAAGACUCAGUUUGAGUGGAAUGGCACUUUGACAAAGGUGCUGAAACUUCUGAAAAGAGCGAAAACUGAGAGCAAGCAAAAGGAGGCCAUCAAGACCAAUGUUGAAGGUGCCGAAGAAGAAAAGGGAACAGACGAUGAAAGCGUUGGAGAGACGCCACAAGAACGCUUUGAAAGAUACAGCCAAAGCACCUUGGACGAAGUGUCCGACCCAGGACUUUGGCAGCUUUGGCACCAUGGAACUCCUAGCGCAACCGAUGAGCCUUCUGCCCAUCGACAAUAUGCAGAUGGACACAUCGAGCAGAUGAUGAAGGACACCAAUGACAUCUUGCGCAGACGUCUUCGAAGGUUAGAGACUGAGUAUGACGCAGCAUCAGAUGCUAACGACAUCAAUCUGAUGCACCAGCUGAAUUCCCAGAUCGAUGAGUGCAAUGGCCUUAUGUAUAACAUAGGCAUUGUCCUUUGGUCAUUGGUGGCUGAAUUGGCUUACCUGAGUCCACCGUGGAGGCUACACCGCAUGGGUUUGCGUGCCACCUCUGAAGAGGAAACCUUGUCGUACCAAGAUGAGGACUAUUGGGAACGCCGUUAUAAAACUGGAGACAAAGGUGCCAAUCCUGAUCGAAUCGAUGAUCGCGGUGUGGGAUGGCUUUGUGGCUACAAGGGACCUUUGCAGGAAACACUGGUAGCCAUCACUGGUGGCGAUCGGAGCAAGGUCAUUCUCAACAUAGGCUGUGGCCUCGAUCGUCUGAGCCCUGACAUCUAUGCGGAUGGCUACACAAAUCUUCUGAGCUCCGACAUCUCAGCGCAUGCGAUUGCUGAGAUGCAGACAUCGACCGCAGAUGACAUGCCACUGGCAAAGUGGCUGGUGGACGACGUGAUGCAGAUGAACGUCCCAUCUGAAUCUGUGGACAUCGUAGUAGAUAAGGGCACUUUGGACGCACUGCUCAUCCGUCCUCAGCCCUUCAGCUGUGCAGCAAAAGCACUACGUGAGAUCCAGCGGGUGCUGAAGGUGGGUGGCAUUUACUUGAUGAUCACGCAUGGGCGAGGUGACCCAGACACGUGGCGACUGCCGUUACUUGCCAUGCCGCAUUUGUCGUUCAACAUUGCAAAGACGCCGGACAUGGGCGGAUACUUCAUUUUUGUUUGCACAAAGCUUCCUUGGGGCAGCGGUUCCCCGGAAGAAGCCUGGAGUCAAGCAGAAGAAUGGGCCCAGCAGCGGGAUCAGGAGGACCAAGAGGCAGAGUUUGCGGCGAUCGAUGAUGUUGGUCAAUGA
This is a messenger RNA of Cladocopium goreaui, 1440 nucleotides long. The record is from the annotation of a GenBank genome assembly. NCBI's taxonomy places the organism in Eukaryota, Dinophyceae, Suessiales, Symbiodiniaceae.